Messenger RNA from Sceloporus undulatus (fence lizard), 1029 nucleotides. RefSeq names its product 60S ribosomal protein L6-like. The record is from RefSeq and is a predicted model, not a curated record. Bases 210 to 608 code for a protein of 132 amino acids. Gene Ontology annotation, cellular component: ribosome. Lineage: Eukaryota; Metazoa; Chordata; Lepidosauria; Squamata; Phrynosomatidae. The transcript is spliced from 4 exons. Gene Ontology annotation, molecular function: structural constituent of ribosome. Gene Ontology annotation, biological process: translation.
UUACGGAUACUCUCACUGACUUCCUUUUGGAGUGUUUCUUUGUUAUUAGAAUCGGGCACCAUCAUUCUCAUGGAAUCUCAUACAAUCGGUAUCGAGUAGCCUGAAACUUAGAUUUUUUUUGUAGAAUCUCCAAAGGUUAUUUUGGAAAACAAGCAUCAUUUUGGAAGCCGGCGGACUUCUUCAAACUUCUAUUCUAAAUUACAUAUUACAUGGCAGACAAAAAGAGAGCAAAGAAGAUUCAGAUGACCCAUACCAAACAUAACCAAAUGCUGGCCCAAAGGAUUGGAAAAUAUUCUCAGUCAGCUCAGAAGGCCAUCUACAAAUGCAAAUACAGUGCUCCAGAAACAAAGAUGGAAAAGAAAAAACGAGAGAGAAAUCCAUCUGCUAUCACAAAGCUGGUUGGGGGAGAUAAGAAUGGGAGUCACAGAGUAGUGAAACUCUGCAAAAUGCAACGAGAUUUCGGGGCAGAGUUUCAAGUGGGACCUAAUCAGAUCCAAUCGGUCAAUUCGCAAAGACAUGCAUUAGCAAUCUGGCGCAAACCUCAAAUGCUACAGCUUCUGAAGAAAGACGGAGUGGCUCUUAAGAGGCGCUUUCACCUUCAUUUAUGAGACUUCUUCCCUUUUCGUUGUGAUCCCACUAAAUUGUCUGGAAAAGGGACACAAGGUUUCCAACCGGGUGUAAACCAUGCAACCCCUGGGCCAUUGCUUUGGUUACCUGGGAAUUAUUGCAUCCUGGAAUAGUGCGCUCUGACAAACAAGGUUCAAAUAUCCGAGUGCGCAGCUUGGAAUCUCGCUAUCUUUGGAUUUUCAUACUUCAAAUUUUUGUACCACCUACUUCUUGUAUAACUCAUAUUAUACUUCUUGUAUAAUGUAUAUUAUACUUCUUGUGCAAUGCAAGAAAAGCUUUGGCAGCAUCCAGAGCAAGGGAGCAUAUAGCAUUAGGACACAUUUGCAAUACAAUAAAAAUAUGUGCCGUGUUUUUACGGUGUGCUGGCUACUCCUACAUGUUGGGAUUGAACUUACUACGCAC